AUGGAAAACGAAAACCUUCUGCUAAAGAUCUUGGGAUCAAUAGAAACCUUGAAAAAAGAUCAAAACGAACUCGCCGCAAAAUUUGAUAAUUACAAAACUCAAAGUAAUGAAGAAUUUAAAAAACUGGAUGAACGUUUGAAGCAAAGUUCCGACGUCAAGACCCAGAAAUAUGAAGCCAAAGAUACCACCAGCAAGGUCGUGUCGGAUGUUCAGCAGUCGAAGAUUGCUCCCAAUUCCACCAAGGGAACGGUGACUUUUUUGUAUCCCGAUAGAAUUGUGUUAACGACAUAUCCCGAUCAAUUUGGAAUUAAGCCCAUACCUCUCAAGUGGGCCGAGUUCGAUCCAAUUGCCCGCGGUCCAAUCGUGGCAUCCCGUCAUCCUUCGAGUAUAAAAAUUCGUAAUGCCAUCGGUGCGUACGGUGGUUCCUAUUGUGUUUAUCGCGCAUUGGCCAUCGCUAUGGGUGCACUUGAUCCCAAUCAUCGCCCCGAUUAUAGGAACACCGAACCCACCAUUCAAAUAGGACCUCACCGACAGUGGGGAAUUCCUAAUAGGAUCGUCUCAUUAGAUCCCUUCGGUCAUCUGACGAAUUCUCUGUUCAAGAGUCAAAUAGAUCAAGGAAUUGACAUCCGUCCUACCAUUGCCAUCACCAAAGCGCACAUGAAGCUAGCUGAGAUUGAGAAUUCGGUAAAAUCUGGAAAACUGAGGAUCGACGGUAAUGUCGUGCUCAAUGAAAUGGGCGAGCUGAACGUGGUGAAAGCUGCCGUCGAGCCUGUCUGGUAUUUGCCCGGGGUUGCCGCACGUUUCGGUAUUGACGAGGGUUUGCUGCGUCGCGCGCUCUUUGAAGAUACCGGCGGAAUGUAUCCGGAGCUUAUAACCCGCCCCGACCUCAAGAUCUUUUUACCUCCAAUCGGCGGUCUCACCGUGUACAUAUUUGGAAAUCCAAACUACGUCAGUGACCCGAGCAAACGACUAACCUUGAGGGUUCAUGACGAAUGUAACGGAUCUGAUGUGUUCGGAUCAGAUAUUUGCACAUGCAGACCUUAUCUGAUCUAUGGGAUGGAAGAGUGUGUUAAGGAAGCUCAGAAUGGUGGUUCGGGAGUGAUUGUUUAUUUUCGUAAAGAAGGGCGUGCUCUUGGUGAAGUAACCAAAUAUCUCGUAUACAACGCCCGCAAGCGUGCCACCGGAGGUGACACGGCCGACAAUUAUUUUUUACGUACAGAUAUGCGAUUUCAAGCUUUGAUGCCCGACGUCUUGAACUGGCUCGGAAUCACAAAAAUUGACAGGAUGAUGUCAAUGUCUAACAUGAAACACGAGGCCAUUGUGGAAUCUGGUAUUUCCAUAAGCGAACGUGUUCCCAUUCCCGACGAAUUGAUUCCGCCAGACUCUCGUGUCGAAAUCGAUGCCAAGAUUGCAGAUGGAUAUUUUAGUACCGGAAAAGUCCCCUCGAAGGAGGAUCUUUCACAGGUCAAAGGUAGAGAAUGGGAUGAUAUACAGCAUUGA
This is a messenger RNA of Acaulospora colombiana, 1500 nucleotides long. The record is from the annotation of a GenBank genome assembly. NCBI's taxonomy places the organism in Eukaryota, Fungi, Glomeromycota, Glomeromycetes, Diversisporales, Acaulosporaceae.